Molecule: messenger RNA, 3573 nt
Organism: Sphaerodactylus townsendi
Lineage: Eukaryota; Metazoa; Chordata; Lepidosauria; Squamata; Sphaerodactylidae
Gene: PDE11A
Product: phosphodiesterase 11A
Exons: 20
Coding region: 1-2688 (895 amino acids)
Biological process (GO): signal transduction
Molecular function (GO): 3',5'-cyclic-nucleotide phosphodiesterase activity; protein binding
Source: RefSeq, a predicted model, not a curated record
AUGUCGGCGCCCGCCUUGGACUCGGCGGCGGUGGAAAGUUUCCUCGACAGCCACCCGGAGCUGGUGGAGAAGUGGCUGCGCAGGAGGAGGAACGGCCAAGCGGCCGUCGGGGCGGCGGAGAUGCAAGACAGCAAUGGCAGCGGCGACAGCAGCAGCAACAGCAACAGCUGCCCUUUCUCCCCGGAGCCGCCGCCGCCCGUCGGGGGGCUGCAGCGGCGGGCCUCGCAGAAGGAGCUGCGCCAGAGCUUCGCGCGCUCCAAGGCGAUCCACGUGAACCUGACCUACGACGAGCAGGUGCACGCGCGGGCGCAGGAGCCGCUGAGCAGCGCCCGCCGGAGGGCGCUGUUGCGCAAGGCCAGCUCGCUGCCGCCCACCACGGGCCACCUCCUAAGCGCCCUGCUGGAGUCGCGCGUCCGCCUGCCCCGCUGCCCGCCCACGGGCCUGGCCCACAAGCGCCGCCUCAGGGAGCACAACGAGCGGCAGUUCUUCCUCGAGCUCGUCAAGGACAUCUCCAACGACCUGGACCUGGGCGCGCUCAGCUACAAGAUCCUCAUCUUCGUCUGCCUCAUGGUGGACGCCGACCGCGGCUCCCUCUUCCUGGUCGACGGCGGCGGCUGCAAGAAGAGCCUCGUCUCCAAGGUCUUCGACGUGCACGCCGGCACCCCCUUGCUGCCCUGCUGCAACUCCGACGACUCCAACGAGGUGCAGGUGCCCUGGGGCAAAGGCAUCCUGGGCUACGUGGCCCAGCACGGGGAGACCGUCAACAUCCCCGACGCCUACCAGGACCGCCGCUUUAAUGAUGAAAUCGACAAACUGACUGGAUACAAGACCAAGUCCUUGCUGUGUAUGCCAAUAAGAAAUCACGAGGGUGAGAUUAUUGGGGUUGCCCAAGCGAUAAAUAAAAUUCCAGGAGGAGGGCCUUUCACUGAUGAUGAUGAAAAAGUAAUGGAAAUGUAUCUUCCAUUCUGUGGGAUUGCCAUCUCUAAUGCUCAGCUGUUCGCUGCUUCCAGGAAGGAGUAUGAUAGAAGCAGGGCCUUGCUCGAGGUGGUUAAUGAUCUCUUUGAGGAACAGACAGACUUAGAGAAAAUUGUGAAGAAAAUUAUGCACCGAGCCCAAACUCUACUGAAGUGUGAACGUUGCUCAGUAUUGCUUCUUGAGGACAUUGAAUCUCCGGUGGUGAAAUUUACCAAAUCGUUUGAGCUGAUGUCUCCAAAGUGCAGUGCAGAUACUGAGAACAGUUUGAAAGACAGCAUGGAGAAACCAACAUCAUCUUAUUCCGACUGGCUAGUAAAUAAUAGCAUUGCUGAACUCGUAGCUUCCACGGGCCUCCCAGUGAACAUCAGUGAUGCAUGUCAAGAUCCUCGCUUUGAUGCAGAAGCUGACCAAAUUUCUGGAUUUCAUAUCAGAUCUGUUCUCUGUGUCCCUAUUUGGAACAGCAACCACCAAAUAAUUGGGGUCGCUCAAGUGUUGAACAGACUCGAUGGGAAACCUUUUGAUGAUGCUGACCAGAGACUCUUUGAAGCGUUUGUUAUUUUUUGCGGCCUGGGCAUCAACAAUACCAUAAUGUAUGACCAAGUGAAUAAAUCCUGGGCAAAGCAGUCUGUGGCUCUUGAUGUGCUGUCUUACCAUGCAACGUGUUCGAAGGCAGAAGUCGACAGAUUCAAGACAGCAAGCAUCCCACUUGUGUCAGAGCUUGGCAUAGACGACGUCCAUUUUGAUGACUUCUCCCUCGAUGCCGAUACCAUGAUAACCGCAGCCCUACGGAUGUUCAUGGAGCUGGGAAUGGUUCAGAAAUUUAAAAUUGACUAUGAGACUUUGUGUAGAUGGCUUUUGACAGUUAGGAAGAAUUACCGAAUGGUUCUGUAUCACAACUGGAGGCAUGCUUUCAAUGUGUGCCAGCUAAUGUUUGCAAUGUUAACGACAGCGGGAUUUCAGGAGAUCCUGACAGAAAUUGAAAUUUUAGCUUUGAUUGUGGGGUGUUUGUGCCACGACCUUGACCACAGAGGGACCAACAAUGCCUUUCAAGCCAAGAGCGGGUCUGCUUUGGCUCAACUGUACGGAACAUCCGCUACCCUGGAACACCAUCAUUUUAACCAUGCUGUCAUGAUUCUUCAAAGUGAGGGUCACAACAUCUUUGCUAACUUGUCCUCCAAGGACUACAGUGACCUUAUGCAGCUUCUGAAGAAGUCAAUAUUGGCAACUGACCUCACUCUCUAUUUUGAGAAGAGGAACGACUUUUUUGAACUUGUCAGCAAAGGUGACUACAACUGGAGUGUCAAUGGCCAGCGAGAAAUAUUCCGAUCGAUGCUAAUGACAGCUUGUGACCUUGGAGCUGCGACCAAACCGUGGGAGAUUUCAAGACAGGCUGCUGAACUGGUAACAAACGAGUUCUUUGAACAAGGAGACAGAGAGAGAUCAGAGCUCAAACUCACACCUUCUGCUAUUUUUGAUCGGAACAGGAAAGAUGAACUGCCUCGAUUGCAGCUGGAGUGGAUUGAUAGCAUCUGCAUGCCUCUCUAUCAGACUUUAGUGAAAGUGAACAGCAAACUGAAGCCCAUGCUAGACUCGGUGGUGGCCAAUAGAAGUAAGUGGGAGGAACUGCACCGAAAAAGACCGCUCUCUCAGGCGACCACGAGGACAACAUCUCCUUCUUCCAACUUUGCCGCAUCUCUGGAGGACGUGAAUUAAAGCCUGCCAGUAAUUUGCUGCUGCUGAAACAAGAAGUGACUGAAAGGCUGGUUAAAGUUAGUCACGUUAGAGGGGGUUUCGUUUGCUUUAGCAAAAUGCUAUCACGGAGAUGCUUUAAUUUGAAUGAAAAAAAUGACUCGGCUGGCCUCGGUUUAGCUAUCUGCAGGACCCUUGCUGGGUCCAAAGGGAGGCUGUGCAAUAGAUUGCAUUGCGCGUUCGCAUCUGCAGUCCCUGGAAAGACUUGGUGCAGUCUGCAUUUGGUCGGCGCCACCAUAUUUCAGCCGCAGCUGUGAAAGGGGAAGGCAUGACCGCAGCGCUGAUCUGGGACUGGCAAAAGAGCAGCUUGCAGCUUAGUGAAAGUUGGGAAAGAUUUUUUUAAAAGAUUAAGCAUCUGGAAGGGGAUUCCGGAAUAGCGUGCAGCGACAACUUGGGUUUGCACCACUCCGGUUUUGUGAUGUAUAGCUACUUACCCUUUCCUCCACUUCUUUUACUAUGCUUGAAUGUUCCAAGAAGCCUGCUUUGUAUUCUAUAGAAGCUUGAUUUUUUUAACAACAAAGCUCCGUAUGAUUGAUCAGGGCUUUUAGAAUUGCCUACCUUUGCUACAUUUAAAGGGGGGGGGGGUUAGGAGGAACUUUAUUACAUUUAAAUAACCAACCUGUUAUAGCUUUUCCUUAAGAAUUUCAUAUUGGCAACGCAAUUGAAUUGCUCUGCGGGCGGAAGCUUAUUUAAAGGUGAAAAUUUCUGCAUGGUAAUUUAAGGGGAUUUUUUCCUGGUUUUGUUUGAAACACUCGUUUUAAAGCAGCUUUGCACCCCUAAGAAAAGAAGAACAAAUGGUAUUCCAUGAAAACUGCAUAAUAAAAAUGACAUUUGCUGCCUUCAGGUAAA